Molecule: messenger RNA, 3084 nt
Organism: Oncorhynchus gorbuscha (pink salmon)
Lineage: Eukaryota; Metazoa; Chordata; Actinopteri; Salmoniformes; Salmonidae
Product: metalloreductase STEAP2-like
Exons: 6
Coding region: 332-1858 (508 amino acids)
Biological process (GO): copper ion import
Cellular component (GO): endosome; plasma membrane
Molecular function (GO): cupric reductase (NADH) activity; ferric-chelate reductase (NADPH) activity
Source: RefSeq, a predicted model, not a curated record
AACUGAAGGAGACCUCGUUUUGAGGACUACCUGCGUUGCAUUUGUGCGUGGCGCUACCUCCCCUUUGUGCGUGGUGUGAUGCUCGUCGCUGGUACGUGCUCUGCCUGCAAGACAGGAAUCCGCUCAGUGUCUGUAUGCAUGACAUCGCUGCUGAGCCGAAGCACAACCACAGCCAGAUCCACCUAGGAGAGAGAGGGAGGGGAGUCCGACAGACAGACCUGUGGAGAUCAGCUGGCUGGAUGUGUGUUAUUCGUGCAGUGGUGUCCUUACCAGCUCCAUGAAAGAACCUGAGACGUCCUCCUAAAGGACAGGAGAGGUCUUGAGCCUAAGGAUGGACACCAUCUCCAUGCUGGGCAGCGGCUGCAGCAGCCCGGCUUACACUGACACAGCCCACCCUACCACCCCCUCCCUGUUCCUCCCCAAUGGGGUAAGGAAGAAUGGCCCCAGGGACCCUCCUCCCCACGGCCCCCUCCCCAAGCCUGUCGUAGCCAUCCUGGGCUCGGGUGACUUCUCCAAGUGCCUGACCAUCCGUCUGCUCCGCUGUGGCUUCCACGUGGUGGUGGGGAGCCGCCAACCCAAACGGGCCGCUGAGUUCUUCCCUCAUGUUGUUGAUGUGACCCACCAUGAAGACGCUGUGGGUAAAGCUUCUGUGGUUUUCCUCGCUAUCCGCAGGGAGCAUUAUUCUGUUCUCUGGGACCUCAAGCAUCUGCUGGCAGGGAAGGUUCUGGUGGACGUGAGCAACAACCGCCGUGUGAACCAGUACCCUGAGUCCAAUGCUGAGUACCUGGCCUCCCUGCUCCCAGACUCUACAGUUGUGAAGGGCUUUAAUGUCAUAUCUGCCUGGGCUAUGCAGUCUGGACCCAAAGAUGCCAGCAGGCAGGUGUACAUCUGCAGUAACUCUGUAGAGGGCAGACAACAGAUCAUGGAGCUGACCAGGCAGCUCAACUUCACCCCAGUGGACAUGGGAGCCCUCUCCUCCUCCAGAGAGAUUGAGAACAUGCCCCUGCGCCUUUUCCCCGACUGGAAAGGCCCCGUGCUAGCCACUGUGGCUCUCUCCAUCUUCUUCUUCGCCUAUUCCUUUGUCCGGGACAUCAUCCACCCUUAUGUGAAGAGCAAGCAGAGUGACUUCUAUAAGAUCCCUAUAGAGAUGGUGAAUAGGACUCUGCCCACAGUGGCCAUAACACUACUCGCUCUAGUCUACCUGGCGGGCCAGCUAGCCGCGGUCCACCAGCUGUACUAUAGGACUAAGUACAGGAGGUUCCCUCACUGGCUGGAGGGCUGGCUACAGAGCAGGAAGCAGCUGGGGCUCCUGAGCUUCUUUCUGGGGUGUGUCCACGUUCUCUACAGCCUCUGUCUCCCCAUGAGGAGGUCAGAGAGAUACCUGCUCCUCAACAUGGCCUACCAACAGGUCCAUGCUAACGUGGAGAACUCGUGGAAUGAGGAGGAGGUGUGGAGAGUAGAGAUGUACCUGUCUUUUGGUAUCAUGAGCCUCGGGCUCCUUUCUCUCCUGGCCGUCACCUCCAUUCCUUCUGUUAACAGCGCCCUCAACUGGAGGGAGUUCAGCUUUAUUCAGUCGACACUGGGCUACAUCGCUCUGCUUAUCGCUACGUUCCAUGCUCUGCUGUUCGGCUGGAAGCGGGCCUUUGAGGAGGAGGCUUACCGUUUCUACCUACCCCCUAACUUCGUGGUGGCCCUGGCCCUGCCCCUGUGUGUCAUCCUGGGGAAGGUGUUCCUGCUGAUCCCCUGUGUGGGACGGAGGCUCCACAGGAUCAAACGGGGAGCUGAGAGCAGCCAGUUGCGCCAGGACCCUGUUGGGGCAGCAGCACACGUCUCACCAGAGAGGGUCACUAUCAUGUGAAUGAAUGGGUGGAGGGGUGGAUGGAUGGAUGGAUGGAUGGAUGGAUUGGCUGGAUGGAUGGAUGUAUGGAUGAUAGGUGGAUGUGUAGAUAGGCAGGCAGACGUAUGACUGGAUGGAUCAAUGAAUGAAUUAACUUUAUUGAUCCUCAGAGGAGAAAUUGGAUUGUGGAACUGGACUGUGAAGCCAGAGUCCUGGGUUGGUUGGGCCACACAACCAGACUGGGCCAGACUGCAGCAUAGCCUAUCUAGCUAUCGAUAUUCUGCCAGUGCUCUAGCUAGCUACCACUGCCCUGCCAUUGAUCGAUCAGACAUACGUCUUUGCUCUUCAGUGACACUUUGAUGACACGCUGCCAUGACCAACCAUACUGUAACAUUUCCAACAGCAUUUAAUGAGCCCCUAGUUCCAGACGAAAUAUAUUAAGGAUAAUUAGCCUAUAUGUUAUAUGCCCUUGAAUCUGUGGUUCAGUCAGUGCUGCAAAAGGCACAAUGUGGUUCUGUGACUUGUCUGAGUAUUGUCUGCAAAUUGCCAAUUUCCUUGUUGUAGAAUUAUAAUAGUCAUCAUGGAAUUAUGUUCAGCCCAAGUACCAUGUAUUUUUAGAUAUGUACUUUUAUGAAUUCUGAUAUAUGUGAAGAUCGUAUUAAAUGUGAAAUCAAUGUAUGAAUGUUGACUGAGAAUCACACACUUGAGAAAACAUAUUUCCAUGAUCUGUGUCACUGUGUUCAACAGACAGAAAAAUGUGCCAAAAAAAAAAGUAUUUUUUACACGGCCAAUAGAAAUGAUGUAGCAGGUUAUUGUUGAAUCAAGCUAUUUGUUGUCAAUUGAAGUCAUGUAAUUAUGGAACAACAUUCAUGUAUACUGUGUGUGUAUUGAUAAUGCAGUACUGUAUGAUAUGCAUCCUAAAAAUGAUCAUUUCAUGACACUAUGGUAUAAAAUGUAUUUACUAGUAGGCAUACUUCACAACAACACAACCAUCAGUAGUGAAUAAUGUGACAAUCCACAAAGACUUGAUCCAGAUGUUUUUAUACUAUUGAUAAGUGUAUUUCCGAGUCCUUCUGCAUGGAUUAAAAGCCUAGUCAGUAGGAGAACAUAUCAGCUAUCAAAGAGCAUGUGUGACAACAUGUUUGAAAAUACACUGAACAAAUAUAUAAACGCAACAUGUAAGGUGUUGGUCCCAUGUGUCAUGAGCUGAAAUAAAAGAUCCCCAAAAUGUUCCAUACACACAAAAA